This is a messenger RNA of Chaetura pelagica (chimney swift), 639 nucleotides long. RefSeq names its product mRNA turnover 4 homolog (S. cerevisiae) (gene MRTO4). The transcript is spliced from 6 exons. Gene Ontology annotation, biological process: ribosomal large subunit assembly; ribosomal large subunit biogenesis; nuclear-transcribed mRNA catabolic process. Gene Ontology annotation, molecular function: RNA binding. Gene Ontology annotation, cellular component: preribosome, large subunit precursor; nucleolus. NCBI's taxonomy places the organism in Eukaryota, Metazoa, Chordata, Aves, Apodiformes, Apodidae. The annotation marks the transcript as partial. The record is from RefSeq and is a predicted model, not a curated record.
GCUGCCUCGCAGCUGCGGAAAUGCGUGGACACCUACAAGUACAUCUUCGUCUUCUCUGUCGCCAACAUGAGGAACAACAAGCUGAAGGACGUGAGGAAUGCCUGGAAGCACAGCAGGAUCUUCUUCGGGAAAAACAAGGUGAUGAUGGUGGCGCUGGGACGUGAGCCGAGCAGCGAGUACAAGGAGAACCUGCACAAGGUCAGCAAACACCUGAAGGGUGAAGUUGGUCUCCUGUUCACCAACCGCACCAGUGAUGAGGUGGAUGAGUGGUUCUCCAAAUUCACAGAGGUGGACUUUGCCCGGGCAGGGAACAAGGCACCAUAUGGGGUGAGCCUGGACAUGGGGCCCCUGGAGCAGUUCCCACACUCCAUGGAGCCCCAGCUAAGGCAGCUGGGAUUGCCAACUGCCCUGAGGAAAGGAGUGGUGACAUUGCUUGCAGAUUAUGAAGUCUGCAAGGAAGGGGAUGUUCUCACCCCUGAACAAGCCCGUGUCCUGAAACUCUUUGGCUACGAGAUGGCAGAGUUUAAAGUCACCAUGAAGUUUCUGUGGAAUUCUGAGACAGGAAAAUUCCAGAAGCUUGCGGGAGACUCGGCAGAGGAGGAGGAAGAGGAGGACAAAAAUGACAUCAAUGAGGACUAG